AUGCUCGGCUUUACUUUAACACGGAGGAGGAAACAUCCAAGCUUCGGAGUGAGUACAUUCAUUUCCGUAGCACUGCUCGUUACGAUUUUGGCAUAUCUUUUGGUUGAGCCAUCUCAUCAAGGACCAAUCGUAGGCAUUGAUCUUGGCUCGAGAUGGUUGAAAGUUGGUAUUGCCAAGUCUGGUUCUCCAAUUGAUUUAGUACUCAACGAACAAUCUAAACGCAAAACUUCAAAUAUCAUUGGAUUUAGAGGACAAGACAGGUACAUCGGAGAAGCUGGAUAUACCAUGGUUGCUCGUUUCCCUGACAAGAUGUUGCGUUUUUUAAAUUUUGUACUUGGAAAGAGUUAUGACUUGGAACUCAAACAGACUUGGAGUCGCUACAAUGAAUUGAAGGUUCCAGUUACGCUAGUGAAGAAUGACGCUCGAGGAACUGUGGAUGUCAAAUUUUCAAACGAUGUUAUAUAUUCACCUGAGGAACUUCUCUCCAUGAUUUUCUUGUAUAUCAAACAAUUAGCAGAUGACGGAAAGAGUGCAGCUGUCACUGAUGCCAUUGUAUCAAUUCCACAUUUUUUCACAAAGUUGCAACGACAGGCGAUUUUGGAUGCUGCCGCCAUUGCUAAUAUCAAAAUAUUAGCAUUAAUGCACGACCAUACUGCCACUGCUUUACAAUAUGGAAUUAAGAGUGCCAAAACCAUUAAGGAAUUGACCAAACCACGCCAUGUCGCCUUGUUCUACGAUAUUGGCUCAGUUAGUACUACUGUGAGUGUUGCUGAGUAUACCCAGAGCAAAGAGAAGACCUCCCUUGGAAACAUCAAGGUAUUGGGUUUUGCAUCUGACGAAAACUUGGGUGGUGUUCAUUUUGAUAAUGUAUUGGCAGAUUAUUUUGCUGAAAAAUUCAUUGAAAAGUACAAGGCCGAUCCUAGAAAGGAAGUUAGACCAGUCACACGACUUGUUGAAGAGUCUCAAAAAAUCAAACAAAUCCUUAGCGCAAAUAAUGAUGCCUAUCUCUCGAUUGAAAACUUGUACAAUGACCGCGAUUUGUCGCUCAGGAUUACUAGAGAAGAAUUUGAAAAAUUGAGCGAACCAUUACUCAAUAGACUGGCUAAACCUAUAACAGCUGCGUUGGCUAUGGCCAAUUUAACGUUGGAUGACAUUGAUGCUUUUGAAAUGUCUGGAGGAUCUUCUAGAAUUCCAGCAGUUCAAGAUAGAAUUUCUAAAUUUGUAGGAUCCAAGUUAACCUUGGGAUAUAGUCUUAACGCUGAUGAAGCAAUCGCUAUGGGCUCUAGUUUUUAUGGUGCCAUGCUCUCUCCAUCAUUCAAGGUUACUGCAUUCAAAAUUGUUGAUAUCGUUCCACACAAGGUUGAUUUCCUGUUGUCGGGAAAUGACAAAGAAAUGAACCUUUUCAAUCACAAGGAUGAAAUUGAUGCAAAGAAGACAAUCACUGUUCCCAGAACGGAUGACUUUACAAUUACUCUCAAGUACGCUCCAGAAUAUCUUCCAUCUGGUUUCGCAGCUGAACAUGCUACCUUUGCCACUUAUGAAAUCACUGGAGUUGGUAAGGCCAUGUCCAAUUGGACCUUUGAAGAUGAACGUGGAAAGAAGAAGAAGGUUAAGGCAACAUUCAAGGUCAACAAGUUUGGUUUGCCUGAAUUAGACUCCGUCAAUGCCAUUCUCGAAGAAACAAUUACCGUGAGAGUUGAUAACGCCAAUGACACCAAAAACGGAAAUGAAACAGCAAAGGCCGAACCAGUUUAUAAGAAGGACACACGAGUUACAAAGGUCGCUCUCGAUGUCAAGCUUAUUGACAAUUCUGUGAUCAAGCCACUCACUCCAGAGCAAUUAAAGGCAUCUCAAGAAAAGGUGAAACAAGUUGAAGAUUUUGAGGCUUUGAAGAGAAGAAUUUCUGCAGCAAGAAACAAUUUGGAAUCUGCGCUAUACUCUACCAGAGAGAAGUUGCUUGAGAACGUAGACUAUAAGGGCUUUUUCACUCUCAAGGAAAAGGAUGACAUUAACUCUGUCAUUGAUGAACUCGAAGUAUGGCUCAGUGAGAAUGAUGACGAAGGAAUUGUUGAGCCAUCUCGAGUGGAUCUCUUUAAAUCCAAGCUCAAGACUCUCACCGAUUUGACUGACCCCAUUCAAGAUCGAUUGCGUGAGCAUAAGGGAAGAAAAGAAGCACUCAAGUAUUGUAAGAGUGUUUUCAAUGCCACCAGCUAUACUAUUCACUACAUGAGAGAACAUCAAAAACAUAUCACGGAAGAGGAAUUGAGCGAGCUUAACCAAUUUAACAAGGAAACUGAGAUGAACAUUACCACCAUUCUUGCCAAGCAGGAUAGAACUCCACUCUAUGAACCACCAACAAUUCUUGCAGCAGAUAUUAAGAAGCAAUGUACUAGGGUUUCUGAACGAGCUUUCUUGUUAUCAAAGAAGCCCGUUCCAAAACCUGAAAAAUCUGCAGCAAACGAAACCACCAUACCAGCCACUAAUGAAGAGACAAAGACUGAGGAAAGUAGUACUGCAGACUCACAGGAACAAUCAGAACGAACAACAGAAGAACAAAAGAAGAAGGAUGAAUUGUAA
Naegleria lovaniensis is the source of this 2577-nucleotide messenger RNA. RefSeq lists its product as uncharacterized. The transcript has a single exon. Gene Ontology annotation, molecular function: ATP binding; ATP-dependent protein folding chaperone. Gene Ontology annotation, biological process: endoplasmic reticulum unfolded protein response; negative regulation of hypoxia-induced intrinsic apoptotic signaling pathway; cellular response to hypoxia. Gene Ontology annotation, cellular component: endoplasmic reticulum chaperone complex. The record is from RefSeq and is a predicted model, not a curated record. Lineage: Eukaryota; Heterolobosea; Eutetramitea; Acrasida; Naegleriidae. Bases 1 to 2577 code for a protein of 858 amino acids.